GCUGUCGGGUUCCAUUAUGGCGGCUCUGCCGGAGGAGCCGGCCGAAGCAGUCACCGUCAAGCCGGACCCCGACGCUGGAGCGCCGCCGGCACCACCCGCUCCUCCUCCCGCUCUCCCUCAGUCCCCGGCGGCAGCAGCAGCAGCGACGGCGGUAGCGGGAGCCGCUGCUGCUCCCUCUGCCCCCUCGGCCGCCGCUCCUCUAGCGGAAGGGGGCGAGUCGUUGGCGGCAGGAACCGACGCGAAGCCGCCGGUGGCGCCCAGCCCUGCGCCGCCCGCUUCGCAGCUGCCCACCGACCGGCAGACGCUGCUGGCUGUGCUGCAGUUCCUGAGGCGCAGCAACCUCCGCGAGUCCGAGGAGAUCCUCCGCAGGGAGGCCCGGCUGCUCGCCGACGAAGUCGCGGCGGAUCCCGGCUCCUCGGCGCCCGGAGUCCAGGCGUCCCAUGGCGGGGAAGGGCAGGAGCCCGGCGUCGGCGCCACCGGCUCUGGGGAAGCGCUGCUCGGCUCGGUCACCUUUGGCCAGACCGGGGCCACCAUCUCUCCGGGCGCUGCCGCGGCGCCUCCCGCAGUGGCCUUGGGGCCGCCUGGGAAAGUUGGAGUCUUUGUGGAAGAUCAGCCAGAUGUAAGUGCAGUACUGUCUGCCUACAAUCAGCAAGGAGACCCAGCGCUUUAUGAAGAGUACUACAGUGGACUGAAACACUUCAUUGAAUGUGCUCUCGACUGUCAUCGAGCUGAGUUAUCACAGCUUUUUUAUCCUCUCUUUGUACAUAUGUACUUGGAGCUAGUCUACAAUGGGCAUGAAAAUGAAGCAAAGUCCUUCUUUGAAAAGUUUCAUGGGGAUCAAGAGUGUUAUUAUCAAGAUGACUUGCGUGUACUGUCAAGUUUAACCAAAAAAGAGCACAUGAGAGGGAAUGAAACAAUGCUGGAUUUUCGAACAAGCAAGUUUGUGCUGCGAAUUUCCCGUGAUUCUUAUCAGCUAUUGAAGAGACACCUUCAGGAAAAACAGAACAAUCAGAUCUGGAAUAUUGUUCAGGAACAUCUUUACAUUGAUAUCUUUGAUGGAAUGCCUCGCAGUAAACAACAGAUUGAUGCUAUGGUGGGAAGUUUGGCAGGAGAGGCAAAACGGGAGGCUAAUAAAGCAAAGGUCUUUUUUGGCCUAUUAAAGGAACCAGAAAUUGAGUUGCCUUUGGAUGAUGAAGAUGAAGAGGGGGAAAAUGAGGAGGGCAAGCCAAAGAAGAAGAAGCCAAAAAAAGACAGCAUGGGAUCAAAAAGUAAAAAGCAAGAUCCAAAUGCUCCUCCACAGACUAGAAUCCCGCUUCCUGAGCUUAAGGAUUCGGAUAAGCUGGACAAAAUAAUGAAUAUGAAAGAAGCCACUAAACGUGUACGUCUUGGUCCAGACUGCCUGCCUUCCAUUUGUUUCUACACAUUCCUUAAUGCAUACCAGGGCCUUACAGCAGUGGACAUUACAGAUGACUCUAGCAUGAUCGUUGGAGGCUUUGCUGACUCCACUGUCAGAGUAUGGUCUGUGACACCCAAAAAGCUACGCAGUGUGAAAUCAGCAGCAGAUCUCAGUCUCAUAGAUAAAGAAUCAGAUGAUGUUUUAGAAAGGAUCAUGGAUGAGAGAACAGCAAGUGAGUUGAAGAUUUUAUAUGGUCACAGUGGACCUGUCUAUGGUACCAGCUUCAGUCCUGAUAGGAACUACUUGCUAUCAUCUUCAGAGGAUGGCACUAUCAGACUGUGGAGCCUCUUAACCUUUUCUUGUCUAGUCGGAUACAAAGGACACAACUACCCUAUAUGGGAUACACAGUUCUCUCCCUAUGGAUAUUACUUUAUAUCUGGAGGUCAUGACAGAGUGGCUCGCUUGUGGGCUACGGAUCACUACCAGCCUUUGCGGAUCUUUGCUGGCCAUCUUGCUGAUGUCACAUCGACGCGUUUUCACCCAAACUCCAACUACGUUGCUACAGGCUCAGCAGAUAGGACUGUGCGGCUGUGGGAUGUCCUGAAUGGGAAUUGUGUCAGAAUUUUCACAGGACAUAAGGGACCAGUUCAUUCAUUGGCAUUUUCUCCUAAUGGAAGAUUCUUGGCAACUGGGGCAACAGAUGGAAGAGUGCUUUUGUGGGAUAUUGGGCAUGGUUUGAUGGUUGGAGAAUUAAAAGGACACACAGACACAAUCUACACACUCAGAUUCAGUAGAGAUGGAGAGAUUUUAGCAUCAGGUUCAAUGGAUAACACGGUAAAGCUAUGGGAUGCUGUGAAAGCCUUUGAGGACUUAGAAACAGAUGAUUUUACUACAGCCACUGGACAUAUAAACCUGCCUGAAAGCUCUCAAGACUUGCUGUUGGGUACAUACAUGUCCAAAUCGACCCCUGUCACACACCUUCAUUUUACCCGCAGAAAUUUGCUUCUUGCUGCUGGGGCAUACAGUCCUCAGUGAACCACCAAACUACAAGACUUGAUUGUACAAGUAUCAUGUAUAUCUUAGAAUAACUUGAAUUAAUGAAGACCACAAUGUACAUAUUAUACAAAUGAACUGAACUUGUCUGCCAGAACAAACGGUGCAAACUGAUGAUGAUUCAAGCUACACCUUCAGAAACUGCUAUUUUAAACACCCCACCCCACCCCCAGUGUAAGUGUUGAGACAUUGACAUCAUAAAAAUAGGGGAAGAAACAUAUACAUGUGGUAUGGCUUUUUAAAAGAAGUAAACAGUAUAUGGGAAUACCUUGCUUAACCUUGUCCACAAAAUGGCAACUGGCACUACAAAACUGUAGUGCCAGUUGCAUAUGGCAAAGUUGUUUGAACAAUUUAAAAGCACUUAGUUUGGCAUUAACACAGGUUUAAUCAGUACCCAAAAUUUUCUUUCCCAGUAAGACUUGUUCAUAUAAGUUCUUCAAGAGUGGAAUUUGUCUCUAUGGAGCUGUUACUUAAAAAACUGUGAAGAGGCCUAAGUAGUUAUCUGACUUAUGUAAGUACGGUAACCUAGUUUCUUCAAAGCUGAAAAGCACAAAUUGAACAAGAUUGAAAAUUUCUAAACGUAAUUACCAGUAAAUUAAGCAGCAUUUUAGGAAAUGCAAACAAUAAUUGAAACCUUUAUAACUGAAAUUUCGCUUUCCUAACUAUUUUGGAUACAAAAGGUAUACCAACCUCCCCCCACAAGAAACUUGAAUCACCCCCCUUAAGUAUUUGCCGGGGGGGGGGGGGAAUACGUUUUGAGCCCUUUCCAUAAUGACAAAGCAUAAAUGUCAUUUAUGCUUUCUGUGAAAAAUUGUGCCACAGCUAUACACCAAUUGUUGAAAACUAGUAUGGAUCCAUUAGUUUAAAAACACUGCCAUGGUUUUGCAUUAUGUACAGUUUUAUACUUUUGAUAUUUUAUAAUAAAAUCUAUUUUGUGCCUGUC
This is a messenger RNA of Zootoca vivipara (common lizard), 3392 nucleotides long. It is a transcript of the gene TAF5, whose product is annotated as TATA-box binding protein associated factor 5. Gene Ontology annotation, cellular component: transcription factor TFIID complex. Gene Ontology annotation, molecular function: protein binding; RNA polymerase II general transcription initiation factor activity. Gene Ontology annotation, biological process: transcription initiation at RNA polymerase II promoter. The record is from RefSeq and is a predicted model, not a curated record. Lineage: Eukaryota; Metazoa; Chordata; Lepidosauria; Squamata; Lacertidae.